CUAGUCCCGCCUGCUCUAUGUCAAAUAACUAAUACAGGGGUAUCCAACUCUGGCCCCUCCAGAUGUUCAUGGACUAUGAUUCCCAUCAGCCCCAGGGGCACCCCUGAACUAAUAUACGAGUGUUUUGGUUUUUCUUGCUUGUUUCUUGUCGGCUGGAGGCAAACGCUUGUCGCUCUUUUCAAGAUGACUCUCGGCUCUUUUACAGCAUUCAUCAUCAACCAAGACGAGGCUUUAGAUGAGGCUGAGAUGGGGCAGCAUUGAGCGUGGCCACUAAGAGCUUCCAACAAGCAUCUCUUUCCCCCUCCAUCUAGGAAGGCGCUCCCAUUUUUUGGCCUAAACGUGGCACAACAGGCAGCAGCUCAUCUGAGCAUCUUUGGAAGCCAGGAGAACGGCGCUGCUUGGUUCCCAUGGCAACCGGGGCGGAGGGUACCAAUCUCCAUGGCAACGGGAGGAAGUCAGAAUUUGCAUCAGGAGGAGGAGGCGGGUGCAGGUGUAGCUGGUUGUGCCAUCAGAUUCAUCCUCUCCUGUGAUGUCACAAAGAGACCUAAGUGUUGGAAGCAAUUUGUGUCUUGAAGGUCACUAGACCUUACAUCAGUAGCUUUUCCUAUCACACGGUAAACCAACUUUCUUUGAAAUUUCACAGAGCUGGUUGGGCCUUUCAGCUGGUGACCACUAGAUGCCUAGACAAGGAGGCUGUUUUGAUUCCUGCCCAUUAGCAAAGGGAUCUCCCUGUUGCCCUGUUCCAACCCUCUGCAGUCAAGCCUUAAUUCCUGAUGGAGCCUGUCGCCUGUCAAUCCAUCUUAGAAAACUCAGCUCCUCCUGCCAAGGAUCCUGAUCUGCCAUCGCAGCCUCCGGCGCGUGUCGGCAGGAUCCAGCGUGGGGCAGCGCAAGGCAAGACCAGCGGCCUGUACUUGAAGCUCGUCUCCUUGCGAGGCGGGCUCAUGAGCUGGUACUUCUGCCUCAAGCAGAUUCAGUGGGACCUGUUGCAGUGGAUCCACAUCUCCUUGGAGUUGGCCAUCGACGUCUUCUUCAGCUGGGUGCAAAAUGUGCUCUUGGUUUCCAUGAUGCUUCUGCUGCUGGCUUGGAAGGCUCACAGUGGGGCCAGGCAGCACGGUUGGAGAACGUUGCUGUGGGACUUGACCUCGCAGCUGCAGCACGCCUGGGACCAGUCUCUCUUGAGGGCCUGUUGUUGCAACCUGAGAAGCUUUGUGGAGCGGGCAGCCUUGGCUCCGAUCCAGUGUGUCACCUGGAUGACCUACUACCUGGUCCGGGCUCUGGAAGUCAUCUUCGUGCAGGCUUUGAUGAUGGCGGGAGAGGAGAAAGAGGAAGAGGCGCUGGUGGAAGCCUUUUCUGAGUCUCUGUCUGUGCUCAUCCUUCAGUGUGAGGAACAAGAUUCAAGCAGCGGUCAAUAA
Molecule: messenger RNA, 1412 nt
Organism: Sphaerodactylus townsendi
Lineage: Eukaryota; Metazoa; Chordata; Lepidosauria; Squamata; Sphaerodactylidae
Exons: 3
Coding region: 774-1412 (212 amino acids)
Source: RefSeq, a predicted model, not a curated record